This is a messenger RNA of Fusarium proliferatum ET1, 2007 nucleotides long. RefSeq lists its product as uncharacterized. Bases 1 to 2007 code for a protein of 668 amino acids. NCBI's taxonomy places the organism in Eukaryota, Fungi, Ascomycota, Sordariomycetes, Hypocreales, Nectriaceae. The record is from RefSeq and is a predicted model, not a curated record. The transcript is spliced from 9 exons.
AUGCAUCUGCUGGUAUUGCUGGUGACGUGGGCGUGUCUCGUAUGCCAAGUGUUCUGUGACGAUGUCUCGGACUUUUUGACAAAAAUACCAGACUGCGCUGGGAGCUGUCUCGUCGAGCUUGUAUCAACGUCGACUUGUGGCAUUGACGUACAAUGUCUUUGCGCCGACCCGAAACUCAAGACGCAGGUUUUGAGCUGUGUUCAAAAGAAAUGCCUCCCGAGAGACGCAUUAGCAACGCUGAAUGUCACCUCAGUUGCGUGUGAUUUUCCAGUGCGAGACAGACACGCACAAUUCGAUAUUUUGGCCAUAACAUUGAUUGCAAUCACGGCGAUUGUGGUUGGUCUUCGGCUUUGGCACAAGGUGCGAUACGAGAGGAAGUUCAGACUGGAUGAUUAUAUCGUCGUGGCGGUCUUUCUACUUGAUUUGGGAAACACGAUUGUUUGUGUUCAUGGCCUUUCGGGCAAUGGUCUCGGGAGAGAUGCAUGGCUCUUCAGCCCAGAUACAAUCAACAGCUAUCUCUGCUACCUCUACGUUGGACAAACCCUCUACGCUUCCGAUGUCUUCCUAACCAAAAUUUGCGUCGCCCUCUUCUAUCUCCGAAUCUUCCCCGUCGUAUCCGUCCAACGUCUUAUAUGGGGUACCAUCGUUUUUUCGGUCCUAGGCAUGAUCAUCUUUGACAUCCUUGCUAUUGCACAAUGUCAGCCGAUCAGCUUCUACUGGACAGGAUGGGAUAAGUUACACGAGGGACACUGUCUUGGAGUUCAGCCAUUAGCUUGGGCCAUCGCCGCCGUCGGUAUCAUCCUGGACGUUUGGAUGUUGGCCAUUCCCAUCUGGCAGCUGGUGCAAUUGCAGAUGAAGUGGCAAAGGAAGCUCGCUGUAGCUAUCAUGUUUACGGUCGGAACUUUUGUCACCAUCGUCAGUAUUCUUCGUCUGCGGUACUUGGUUGCUUUCGGAAACUCUCAGAAUCCAACCUGGGACAGUUUCGAGACCUGUUACUGGUCCGUUAUUGAGAUCAACGUUGGUCUCUGGUGUGUCUGCCUUCCAGACCUCCGAAUGCUUAUCCUCAAGGCAUUCCCGAGACUUGGAAGUUCUAUUGAAUCAGGUCCUAGAAAUCCCCACCAAGGAUCGUCGGCACCCAGGCAGCAGGGUAGAACUCCAAAUUCCUCCCGUCAUACGGAGAGUACAAUUUACAAGGGGAAGCCAAUUCAGGCGCAACAAGAAGCUUCGUCGAGCACGGCUGAGCUGGUCGAGAUGACAACCUUCAUGAAUGAUAGUAGGAGUGCCGAGUUGCAAAAGGCACUGGCUGAGGUCGAAGCCGAUAUUGCGUUGCUCUCAGUUGCACCUGGAGAGAAUAUAAAGGGCAGCAAGCCUCCAGCUGACUUGAACUCUUCGAACGAACUCAGUGGCGGAAAGCUCCAACCUCGACCAUCCAAGGCAUCUGUCCUCUUUGCUCAAGAAGAGGCCCCUGGCUAUUACAAGCUUGACCCAAGAUUUCAAGAGGACAAAUGGAUUCGUCCCAAGCCCCGGGGUUCCUCUUGUUUCUCGAGUGAAAUUGUCCAGUGGGCCGCAAUACAAAUAGAAGACGACCACGACGGAGUAGAAUACUCAUUACUCACCCUUCGACAUCAUAAAGCUUCCAAAUGUAUUGCCGGCGAAGCCUGUGGAACUGGCCACUGGGAGCUCAUCUAUGAUGGAGUUACCACAAGACUGAAGGGUUGCAUCGAUUUGCAGCUGGUAUGCAUGCGUACCAAGCAUGUGGAGCGAGAUAUGAGUAUCUGUAGGUCCGAUGACUUCCAUGAGUACAAGGAUCGAAUUACUAUUCUGUCGUGUAAACUAUUCAACGCGCUCUUGCCUGACUUCAGCAGUGUCGCAAGAGCAGGCUACCAAAUGGUAAUUUUUCGACUUGUUGAAAGCUCGGAGGAUGAGAGUGUCCUUCCUUCUCUCGCAACAUGGAUGGACAGCCAUGGACGCCUGCUUAGAGAUAUGGAUUAUCCUGAUUGGGCGUGA